Molecule: messenger RNA, 11254 nt
Organism: Lymnaea stagnalis (great pond snail)
Lineage: Eukaryota; Metazoa; Mollusca; Gastropoda; Lymnaeidae
Source: the annotation of a GenBank genome assembly
CCUCUUCAUUCUUCCCGGUUGGGAAUCCCAAUCACCACUCACACUGUACUACUGACUACUGAGUCUGUACUGCACUAUCUGUCUGUCUGUAGACUAUACUAUAUAGUUAGUGUUAGUCACUGUAGAGUAGAGAAGAGCCACUCCACUAAAAAAAAAAAUACAGGCACAGGUCAGUACGUUGCCAGCAACACCUUAUUAAUUAUUACUAAUUAGUACACUUUUAUUAUAUUAUUUGUAUUGUUUCAAACAAGUAUUGUAUAGUAUAGUAUAAUAAGUUUCUAAUCUAAGUUAGUCUAAGCCUAAGCAGCACUGAGUACUAUAGACUGUAGAGUAGGCCUUACUUUUUACUUAGUAAAACUAAGUAAAUGGGCAUGGCUUAGAAACAUAGGCUUAGGCCUUUAACUUUUGUCAAGUUUUGUAAGCUAUCAGUGAAGUCAGUGUCCAACUAGUCUCAUUUAAAAAAUAUAGUUGCUAGCCAGGAUAUAAUUACUUAGAAUAUGCCUAGCCCAUUUAAUAAAACUUUUAAUUAUUAAUUUGACUGUCAAAGUAGGGCCAGUUGACUUUGUACCACGCUUUGUGCAUUAAUUAGAAUUGAAGCAUGUUUUUUAAAUGAACUUAAUAAUUAUUAUUAUUAUUGUAAUAAAUGUUUCAUACUUUAUUUUUUAAAAGUACAUAAAGUCAAGUUCAAGAAGCAUCAAUAAUUUUGACUUUGAAAAAUAAUGUGCACUGGGGUUGUGGUUUGUGCUGGCUAAGUUAAGUAGCAAGAAUAAAUAAUUUAACUCUUUCUCUCCGUAUCAAAAUGUAUUCGAUUUGAAAUGAAGAUUUUGGCGUUUCGACAAUGUGAUCAUCGAUGUAUAAAAACCAGUUUAUUUCUGUUCUUUUUUUAGCUAUUAGUUUUUAAUUAUUUUAAAUCAAUUAUAGAAUGAUUCCCUUUGGGUAAACAUCCGGUUUUUCUGUGUUUGAACGAGUUUUUACAUAGAACAAAGUGUUUGAAGCGGUUGUUUUGAUUGACCAUUUUAUUUUUGUUUACAAACAUGAAAUCUUGACCUGACCCAUCUGGUGAUCGAUCUAAUAAAGUAAUAAAGGUUGAAAAUAUUACCCUGAUGAUGAUUCAGACAGUGAUUUUAUGAUUUCAAAUCCAGAGGCUGAUUCUGUUGAAUCGUAUGAUUAUAAUCCUAGAACUAGUAUUAGCAGUACUAGUGACAAAAUAAUGAAAUUGGUAAUUCAUCAGCUGAUGAACAAUCAGCCCCGCCCCCAGCUAAAGUGUACAUCCAUAUGGAUUGUUUUUUUAGGCUUACCAUAGCUAAUCCCAGAUGAAACAAUAUGACAAAUUUAUGGUAAAUUUUCCAUUUACCAUUAUAAAUGUUAGUACAUACAAGAAUACAUUGCAAAUAUUUUGUAAUAGCAACAAAUUAUUUCCAGUGGAAAAAGUCUAGUUAAAUUUUUUUGCAAAUUUUCUGUGUGACGGUCUCAAUGGAUAUUGUAGCAAUUGACUGUUCCACCCAUUUACGUUUGGUUGUAGUGUAGUCCAAUGGUUGAAAGAAAUUUCCAAGCACAGAAAAUGUAAUUGAAAUUUAAUAACACGAAUUAAUAAUAUACAAACCUCUCUUUAUAGCCCAAAUUAUUUUGACAAUCAGCAUGGGAGAUGUCAAUAAUGCAACUGCCAACUCACACUCUACUACACCUUUGCAAGAACUGGAAAAAAUAGCUAACGAAAACAACCUCAAACUUGGGGAUGUGGAGUUUGCCAGACAUAUGGACAAAAGAGACCCACUGAAAUAUUUACGUGAUGAAUUCCACUAUCCAAAAAUGGGCGAUGUUUUAAACAGUGAGCAUUUAGUAUUUCUUUGAUGACUUUGAGAUUUAUAGUAAUGUUUUUGAGUGGUUUUCACUGGAUAAAAAUCACAAGGCCUAAACACAUCCAGCAAUUUGGUCUUUAUCUGUAAGCAAACCGCAAAUAACCUUAAUACAGUCACCUCUCUUAAGAUUUAGUACUGAUAUGAAGUCAAACAAUUAAGAAGUUAGCAUGUAUUUUAUGACUUAAACAUAAAGAUAUUAUGGUGCCUGAUUUUAAAUAUACAAUUAAAAAUUUUUUAAAAAUCAUAUAUUGUACCAUUUCAGCUGAUCCCAGCAUUGUAGAUCUAUCUGAGGACUGUGUAUACUUCUGUGGUAAUUCUCUAGGAUUGUGUCCAAAGAAAACAAAGGAGUACAUGAAUAUACAAAUAGACAAGUGGGCGAAAUUGUAAGUAUUUGACGAGAAACAAUUAACAUAACCGUAUAUCCUCUCAUUGCAAGCCUUACAUGGGAAUCAUAAAUUCAGAUGGGCAAUAAAAUCAUUCUCUCAGGUUUCUGUUAAAAUUAAGAAACCUUUUUUUUUUUUUUUUUUUUUUACAAAUUUUUUUUUUCCUUUUUUCUUUGUAAAAAAUAAAAAAUAAAAAAAAAAAACAUAAAUUCAGAUGGGCAAUAAAAUCAUUCUCUCAGGUUUCUGUUAAAAUUAAGAAACCUUUUUUUUUUUUUUUUUUUUAUACAGAAUUCUUUCUUCCUGUGUACCUUGUAGAAAAUAAGACAUUAACAAAAAAAUCUGCUCUCAAAGCUGUUCAUUUUUAUAGUGAAUUUAUAAUGAACAUACUUUAUCCACUUUUACUGAAAUUCAAGCAAUGUUUGUACAAAGGGCAAAAUAAUGUAUAUAUUAUAAACAAGUUUGCUGGUUCGGCUUAAAAAGAUUAAAUCAAAAUGUUUGGGGAAAAAAAUGUAUUUUAUGCUUUAGAUUUCAUUUAACAUGGAUGUAUUAAAAAUAUUCACUUAAUUUUGUUCUGAAAAAAAAAAAUCCCUAAAGUGGACCCACCCUGAAAUUAGAAGUGACAUUUUAUCAUUUCAGAGGGGUGCAAGGUCAUACGAAUGGAGAGCUGCCCUGGGCCUGGUGUGAUGAAUUGUUGGAAGAAGACAUGGCUAAAAUUGUGGGUGAGAAUCAUGAGCCAGUUCCAUUUUUCAUCCAACCCAUUGCUUAGUUUAUGACUUCAAAGUAACCGAUAUCUCACAUGCUACUAAAUUGAUCAGUUAAACUCAGUGUUUCUGUUCUCUUCUCCAGGGUGUAAGAGGGAAGAGGUUUCUUUGAUGAAUGGUUUAACGGUCAACUUGCACCUGUUGCUGGUAAGUGUAUUCACAAGUGUGUUGUUUUUUUAUCUUUUUUUGUUUUUAACAUGAUUUGAUUGGUUGGCAGGGAUUGAGCUAUUUAUAUCUAUCAAUUCUAAAAGCAUAACUGAGAAUGGAUGGUAAAUUAUGUUGAAAUACUUUCUGAACAUUAUUUACUUUAUUAUAUUAUUAUCCCCUUCUUUCUUUCAAGUUUUGUUCUGGGAAAAAAAAAAGAACAGGUUCUUUAAACAUGUUGCUAAUGGAAAACAUCACUCUAACUUAUUGGAGGAUAAUCCUGUGUUACUAACCCUUCAUGUUUAGCAAUCAAAAUUGUUUUGAAAUUACAAUUCAAAGGACACCCACCCACCCCCCACUCAGCCCCCAAAAAAGGAAAGAAAAAGCAAAGCAACAUUUUCCAACAACCUUGUGUUUCACAUCUCCACUAAUGGAGACUCUACGCCAUGUAAACUGACUUUGUAAACUACAUCUACACCCAAUAAUUCAGGCAAAAUCUAUGAGAAGCCAUGUUUUCAGUUCUAUCCCCUGUAUUGUGUUCAUUGGUCUUAGCUGUUAUAUAAACUUAAUUAACAAAGAAGGCAAGUUCAAAAUACUAAUGUCUGUUUCAAUAGUUUUAAAUAUAAAAUCUUGACUUCUAACAGCUGUUAAGUGAAUAAGUAAACUGUAUUUAUCUCACAUGAGCACUUGUUUUUAGAUUGAAGAAAUUUUUUUAUUGAAUAUUAACAUAAAACUAUGCUACCGGUACUGCUAUAUGAGAAUCCAAUUGGAUAAGAAAAAUAAAAAAGUAUAUUUAAAGAUAUGUCAUUUGUUUUAUCCUUAUGUUUAUGACUAACUUCACUCAUCAGCUUAUUACAUUUUAAGUGCAUGAUGUAAAGAUUGUCCUUGAAAUUUACUGGGAUAGAGUACCAGUCAUGUUUAUUCAUAAUUUACUUUGAAAGACACUGAGACUCGACUGUCAACCCAAUGUUAGCUCUUUAGGGCAAACAGAGACAUUUUUAUGGAGAGACACUGUGAGACUUGACUGUCAACCCAAUGUUAGCUCUUUUGUGCAAACAGAUACAUUUUUAUUGAGAGACACUGUGAGACUUGAAUUUCAACCCAAUGUUAGCUCUUUAAGACAAUUGAGACAUUUUUAUUGAGAGACACUGUGAGACUUGAAUUUCAACCCCAUGUUAGCUCUUUAGGGCAAACAGAUUCAUUUUUUUGGAGAGACACUGUGAGACUUGACUGUCAACCAAAUUUCACCUCUUUAGAACAAACUAGACAUUUGCUGCACAUCUGAUGUUUCUCUUUGUUUUCCAUUAUUUAAAGGGAAGUUAAUAUUGUUUCAUGCUGCAUAACGCAUGCCGUAAUGAUUCUUAACUUUUAUUCACCACAGAUUUCCUUCUAUCGACCAACAAAGGACAGGUACAAGAUUUUGUGUGAAAGCAAAGCUUUUCCUUCAGAUCAUGUGAGGCAUUUAAACAUUUAGAUUUGAUAAAGCCUUUUUAAAACAAAUUUGUUUAUGGAAGUUAUACCAAAAAAUGUUUUUUUUUAUAUUUUCAAUAAAAUAUUAAUUAUUUUGGCCCAACUGGCAUAUCUAUGAUUAAGUAUGAAAGUCCGGUUGUAAUAUUGUGCAUGCCAAGUUCUCAGUAAUCACUACCUGCCAAGUGCUCUGAUAAGAUGCACUUAGAAACUUGUUCAAUUUAAUCCUGUUCAUAACCCGCUUCACAGUACACAUUUGAAAGCCAGUCCAGACUCCACGGGUUUGACCCAAAGGAUGCCAUGAUAUGUGUAGAGCCACGUGAGGUAAGGCUUAAGUUUGUUUCCUUUAGCUUACAUUUAAGAUGCUCUGUGGUGUAAGUGACCCCAGUCCAGAACUUGGAAAAAAAAUGUUAUGUUAUUUUGUUUGUAUAUUUCAUUUUGACCCAAUGGACUGUUAUUUCCUGUCUUACUGCAAAAACAGUUAAUCUAUUUAUUUUAUUUUAGUAGCUCCACUGUUUUAUUAUUUGCAUAGUUUCAUUAACUUGAUCCAGUCUUUUUCUUAAUUAAGCCUGUGUUGUAUUUGUGGCAGUUGUUCCAGAGUUUUAGUUGUUCCGGUAUUUUAGCGUACGCCGAAUGCCUCAGAGCACUUUGGUAAGGCAGGUCCACACCUUUACAACUUUUCAUAAAUUUAAUAAUAAUCAUUGAUUUUUUAAAUUAUUUUCUGCUAGGGUGAAUUUACACUUCGAACUGAAGACAUACUGGAUGUGAUAGAGAAGCAGGGAGACAAAAUUGCUGUGGUUUGUUUUUCUGGUGUACAGUAUUACACAGGACAGUUGUUUGACAUUCCAAAAAUAACACAGGCUGGUAAAGCUAAGGUAAUAUUUGCUGCAUUAAGUUGUAAUAUAAAUCAGGAGUUUAAUAUCAUGGGAGAUAUCAGGGGCCAUCACUGACAAGGUGACAGCAGAUAUGUGGCUAGGACUAGGUAUUUUAUAAAAUCAUUGUUGCGAUACUUCAUAUAUUAGGUAAAUUGAUUCGUUAUUUUUAUCUUGAAAGUUUUAAUAUUGGACAUGGAAACAAUUCUUGUUUUUUAAGGGUUGCCAUGUUGGCUGGGACCUGGCUCAUGCUGUUGGCAAUGUUCCACUGAAGAUACAUGACUGGGGUGUAGACUUUGCAUGCUGGUGUACAUACAAGGUAUAUCAUAAACUGUGUACAUUCAUGUAUUAACAUAGAUUGUGUACAUACAAUUUAAAUUAUAGAUUGUUUACAUAUUUGUUACAACUAUGAUUCUCUACAUGCUAGGUUUGUCAAAGAUGUUGUAUAUUAAAGGUAUGUCGUGAAAGUGUUAAAAAAAAAUGUCUUUGACUGUUUACAUAAAAAGGUAUGUCUCUGUUAACCUCCAAGGUUUGUCCUAGAUUGUUUAAAUUUUGAAGAUAACAAGGUAUUUUAUAUAUUGUUUACUCUCAUUGUUAUAGAUUGUGGCCAUAGAAGGAACCUCAUUGAUUGCGUUUUAAAGUAUGAUAACCCCAAUAAUUUAUACACUCUUUAUAACAAUUAUAGACAAUACCAUUUGAAAUGUCUUCAUUUUAUUCUUAGUUGAAAUGUUGUCUUUUCAGUACCUCAAUGAUUAUCUCCUCUAUGUCCCUUGUACGUCAAUGCAAUUAUCUCCCCUUUGUCCCCAGUACCUGAAUGCAAGUGCUGGUGGAUUGGCCGGUCUGUUCAUUCAUGAGAACUUCCAGACCAAUGACUUUCCAAAGCUUCUUGGCUGGUGGGGGCAUGACAUGAAAACAAGGUUUCAAAUGAACAACCGUAAGUUUUUUCAUGUGGGUUUAUAUCUUCAAAUGUCAUGUGACAUUUCUGUUUAAGACAUUCCAGUUUGGUAGAGCAGAUCAUCUUGUGUAUUACGUUAAUGUUAAUAAAUUAUUGAAACCUAGAGAUGUGUACAUUAGCUGUGUUAGGCAGUGUUAUUGAUUAAAACUAAUGGUUGAAUAGCUAGUGCUUGGAUGCUGGGUACCUGUCAUGGAUAUACAACAGAAUUUUUGGUACAGUUCUUUGAGUAUGCCUGCAGCUAUUACUACAGCAAAUGAGUUUGUUUCUAGCCAUCAUUUAACCUAUUCAAUUUUUACACUUUUUCUUACUGUCCUUUGAAAAAAACUAAAAAAUAUUUAAAUUCUGCAAUAUCAAAGACAACAAGCACAGACCUGUUUACUCUUACGAUUUUGGGGAACAAUGUACGAUUUUCAGGUGUAUACAUUAUAUAUAUAUACUGCAUGGUUUGUUUUACUAUUAAGAUAAUGUAUUGAAAGAUUUUGUGAUGAUUUUGUACGAUUUUAAGAGCUUGAGGGUAAACAGGUCUGCAAGCAUGUCAAAAGCUGAUUUAGAUGUGAGCACAAUUUUAAUGUUGACCAAUUGUGGCAAGGGACGGGGUGGGGGAGGGGGAUGGAGACAAUUAUGUCCAGCCAGAAGUCUCCUACACUUAAUGUGCUCUAUUUGAAUAGAGAUGGACCUCAUCCCCGGUGCCAGAGGCUACAGAAUCAGCAACACACCUGGAUUUCUCUGUGUGCCACUUAAAGCCAGCUUGGAGGUAAAUAUUUAUUGUCAUGUUUUUAGUAGGAUACUAAACCAAGGACAAUUAACUGACCUGUUAUUACACAGCGCUUGAUUUAGACUUGAUGAGACCCUAUGUUUUGUAAAAGUUUGGGGCCCUUUUGAAGAAGAAAAAUAAUCCACCAGAAGUCAUAACAAAACCUCCAAAUUUAAACUGGUGUGCUUUAUAAUAAUUAUUUUAUAGCACAAAUUUUAUUAUCAACAAUUAAAUCUCAAAAGCGUUUGUAAUUUUAUUCUUAUUAAAAUGGGUGCCUUCAUCUGACUUUUGAAUAAUUUUACCUUGAGGUCCUUCUCGAUUGUUUGGCACUGAGCUGUAGAAAAUAAACUACAGCUCAGUGCCAAACAAAUUUUCUUAGGGGCAAAUCUGAGCUAGCCUUUCAUGCCUUGAUGAUGUUGUAUGGCAUCCGAAGAAUAAGAAUUCAUGUCACUGUUAAGCUUCUUGGAACCUGCUGCCACCAUCACGCUGAAGUUUAUCAUUUCAUGAAAAUUUAUGAUUAUCAUUGAAUUUUUGCAUCCACAAAUAGUUGUGAAUCGUUAAACUAAGUAGCCAUUGAAUUUUUCCAUGAAAUCUUUAAAAUAAGAAGCCAUUGAAUUUGUCAAUGAAAUCUGCAAAGUAUGAGGCCAUUGAAUCUUUCCAUACCUCUUGGCAGAUAUUCAAGAAAACCAGCGUAGAGGAGCUCAGAAAGAAAUCACUUGUGCUGACUGCCUACCUCGAGCAUCUAAUCCAAAAAUCCUAUCAACGACCGGCGGGCAAGGCCCCAGAGGACGAUUGCGAUGCAGUCUACAUAGACAUUUUCACCCCAUCCGACCCCAAGCAACGGGGCGCCCAACUUUCAUUAGCCUUUAAUGUUUGUAUUGAGCAGGUUUUUAAGGAACUGGAGAAGCGAGGUGUUGUGGUAAGUAUAUAUAUCACAGGUCUGCAAACUUUUGAGGCGGUAGACGCAAACUUUUCCCUCGUUAGAUUUCAUAAAUAUUUGGGAGCCAUAGAUAUAUUAUUUACAAAUAAGGAUAAUUUAAAGUAACAUUAAAUGGGAUGCAGGUAUAAGACAUGGUUUGUAGACACUACGGCGCAGACGCUUUGUUUUUGAAAAUAUGGUAUUUUAAUCCAAAAUAAUGUCCAUCAUAUGUAAAUUUUAAAAAAAUUUUACAAAAGAAACUGUGGUGAUUUUCUUUUCAAUUUUUGCUGGAUUGGGAAUAUGAUGCUAUGGAAAUCUAACACAAAUUAAUAAAAACAAAACCAUAGCAAACAACUUGGAAAUUACCUUCAGUACCAAACAAAGGGAAAUAACUCCAUUUCUUUCAUAAGUUGCUGGCUUUAAAAAAAUCAUUAAAAUUAGUCUUUCAUCCAAUCCUAAAAAACUAAUCGAUAAUUGUAGAUAAAAGAUGAAAUUUUAAUUCAAUUAAAAGAUAUUUAUUUAUAUCGUAUACAUUUGUAACAAAAAUUCAAAAUAAAUUCAUGUUGAAGAAAAAAAUCACUUUCAAAACCUAACGGCUCAUUGCUUGACCAGUAGAUUUUAUAUUCUGGUAUCUGAUGAAUUCCAAACAUCCGGUUAUAUCAUUGGCUGCUACGUCAAACCCUGUUUUGCCUGGUAGAGCUUGCAUACGCAUUAGUCUGCAUUGUCAAUUCUUCAUGAUAAGUCUCAGGGAUGAAUGAACAAAAGUAGUCAUUCAGUUCAGAAGUGUAAUCUGGGAAAUGAAUGCAUUGAACUAUUUCAAUAUCAACAUCACUUUCAUUUCCAUUAUCUAUUUCUGCUUCUAUUUCUGCAUCAAAUUCAUCACUGUCAACACAAUUAGAUGACACACUUGCAGCUUGGCUCAACUCUAGAAACGCAAGCGCCAUUUUAGCAAAGAUUUACCAAAGCAGCUUAAGAUUAAGCACACAGCCAAAAACCUCCACAAAAAAAUGGCUUAAGACUUCCUGUUUAUAAUUAGGCAGUUUGGAAUUCAUUAAUAAGAAAAGUUAAAUUCACUGGGUAACGUUGAAAAUAGCAUUAUGUUCGCGGUGGUAUUUGCGUGACAGAGGCAUAACGGCAGGAAGGGCAUAAUGUGACUGAAAGGGUUAAUUCCAUUGCUUCUUACUUAAAAGCUGUUUUUAAUUUUUUUUAAGCCAUUGUAACAAAUGAACAUGCAUUCAUAUGAUGUUUGUUUCUUUCUCCCAUGAUUCAGUGUGACAAACGCUUUCCGAGAGUCAUUCGAAUCACCCCAGUGCCCAUGUAUUGUAGCUUUGAGGAUGUUCACAGAUUCAUGGGGUACCUAAAGGAUGCCCUUGUCGCUGCCAAGGGAUCCCUGCGUCACGUAGACACUCAUAAAGUUUAAUUGUUUAUAUGGAGGUGCAGGAUGAGCAGAUAUGAAGUUAGAUAUUAUAUUAAAGUCAAACACAGAUGAAAUUAUCAAAACACACAUGGAAUUAUCGGGACGAAGAAUAAAUUAUCAAGACAUAGAUGUCUCUGACCUAUAGCAGCAGCGUACUCUCCACACACCUCUAGCAACAUUCAGGUUUUUAUUCAGUAUUCCUAAAUGCCAUCAAUAUGUUAUUUACAUAACAAGUAAUUAUUAUGGUGAUUAAAAUUUUAGUUUUUUUUUUUUUAAAUAGUACAGCCUUCACUUAUUAUGCCCUAUUUAACGAAAAUUAUGAUAAGAUUUUAAUGCCAAGAUCUGAUAUAUUUGUCAUUUUAAAUGGCCAAAGUGAUAUUUGUUGUACAGGAAAAGUCUGUGUCUUAUUCUUUGUAUUGAAUGCUUUUAGCUGCAUUCUUUAUAGUUGCAAUGAAAAAAUUGUAACGGGGCUUUAUCACUUUGGUAUGUAAGAACAUUUCAUUGAAUGGAGGAUUUAUUAUAAAGAACUAAUGGAAUGUUGAACAUGGAUUACAGUUAUAUUACUUUAAUGGCCGAGGUUGUUUUUUUUAGUUUGAGUUUUCAACCUUUUGAAGUGUGGUGGUCAUUCGGUAGUUCAUCCGUCGAAAAUAGAUCUUGACCAUUUUAAACAUUGGCUUGUUGCUGGGGCGGAAUAUCUCUGUGUUGGGUGUGUAGAUGGCUGAUCAGGAUGACACUGGCGCAAAAUGUUCUGGUGCAGGGGAUGGAUGGGAUAACCUCCAGGUACAGAGACACCUCUGGUUUUUCUGGUUUGUCUUUUGUGUUCUGCAGCAGCUGUUCCGUCAGCCUCAUGUUGCAUGGAGACCUUGUGUAGGGAGUCUUGAUCCUUUGAGGACUGUUCCCACGUGCCGGGGCCGAUGUGAAAUGCUUUAUUUUUGUACUUUAUUUAGACCAUGUUACACAUGCAUUUUCAUCAUUUGGACUUUGGUUUGUUGCUGGUAAUAUUGUAUUCCUAUAUUGGAUAAUCUACAGCUCUGGCAGUAGUGAUUUCCUAGAAAAACUAAGAGCAGUUACAUUAUUAUUAAUUUGUCUACUGUUAUCUGUUUUCCCUUUUGUAGCAUGCCAUGGAAAACAGUUUUAUAUAUUUUUAAACUUUUACUGGGUUUUAAAUUUUUAUUAAAAAGAAAUAACUAACACCAUAAAUAUCAUUUUUUUAAAAAUCAAUCACCUGAAGGUAUUUCAAAACGUUUUCUACCAACAGCUGAAAAGAAUUUCUAAAUCAAUUUUUAACAAGCUUUUUUUUUUAUUUUAAAAAUUGGUUUAAAGUUUGUCUACUUCUUAUAGAAAAGAAAUUAAUAUUUUUGUGCCCAUUUGCUUACAAUUUGCAUAUAAUAUCGUGCAGUAUUAUAUGAUUAAGGAGUUUGAAAUUUAUUUUGAUUGUUAUAAAAUAUACGGGAAGAUCAGGUUAUUCAAACUAUAUACAGCUACAACAGUAUGGCAGCUAAACAUUAUUCAUCUCCAAGUCGCUAAGCAAUAUCAGAACUGCAAUUUUUAUUGUUGAUGCAAAUUUGAUCUGACUUUAGUCCUCAUUUAGUGAAAUGAAACUAAAUCUCCACCUACAACUCUCGCUGACGAGAUUGUAAUUAUUAUUUGUAUAUUCCAAGUAAAAUGAGUUAUGACACAUGGUGCACUCAAUAUUUAAAAACUUUUUUUUGCAAACACCCCC